AUGACCAUAAACCUCCGAAAAACCCACCCACUAGCAAAAAUCAUCAACAACUCAUUCAUUGAUCUACCAAGCCCCUCCAACAUCUCUGCUUGAUGAAACUUUGGAUCCUUAUUAGGUACUUGCCUAAUCCUACAAAUCCUUACCGGAAUUUUCUUGGCUAUACACUACUCCCCAGACAUUUCACUAGCAUUCUCAUCAGUAGCCCACAUCACCCGAGACGUACAAUACGGAUGACUUAUUCGUAAUAUACAUGCUAACGGCGCCUCCCUCUUCUUCAUAUGCAUCUACCUUCAUAUUGGACGAGGACUUUAUUACGGCUCAUAUUUAUACAAAGAAACCUGAAACACAGGAAUUAUCCUACUACUCCUAACAAUAGCCACUGCAUUCGUAGGCUAUGUCCUACCAUGAGGCCAAAUAUCCUUCUGAGGUGCAACCGUUAUUACUAAUUUACUCUCGGCCAUUCCAUACAUUGGUAACACAUUAGUACAAUGAAUCUGAGGCGGAUUCUCAGUAGACAACGCAACCCUGACCCGAUUCUUUACCUUCCACUUUAUCCUACCAUUUGCCAUUAUAGGUCUAACAUUAGUACACCUACUUUUCCUACAUGAAACUGGAUCAAACAACCCAACAGGAUUAAACUCAAACAUCGAUAAAAUCCCAUUCCACCCUUACUUCUCAUACAAAGACCUCCUAGGCAUCAUUUUAAUACUAACCCUCCUACUAACUCUAACAUUAUUCUCUCCAAAUCUCUUAGGAGACCCAGAUAACUUCACACCAGCCAACCCCUUAUCCACCCCUCCGCAUAUUAAACCAGAAUGAUACUUUCUUUUCGCCUACGCAAUUCUACGAUCUAUUCCAAACAAGCUAGGCGGAGUACUUGCCCUACUACUCUCUAUCCUUGUACUGUUUCUAAUACCCACUCUACACACAUCAAAACAACGAACAACCCAAUUCCGACCACUUACACAAACCCUAUUCUGAUGUUUAAUCGCUAACCUUUUAGUACUAACAUGAAUUGGAGGACAACCCGUUGAAAACCCAUUCAUUACAAUCGGCCAAGUAGCCUCUAUUCUCUAUUUCUCAACUAUAUUAAUCCUCAUCCCUGCCGCAGGCAUAAUUGAAAACAAAAUACUAACUUAA
Molecule: messenger RNA, 1140 nt
Organism: Trachemys scripta elegans
Lineage: Eukaryota; Metazoa; Chordata; Testudines; Emydidae
Source: the annotation of a RefSeq genome assembly